AUGGCUUCGGGCAGCACAACCACCCAGGAGGAGUCCGCCGGUACCUCAAAACAGACGUUCUCACUGGAGAACAUCCUCAGCGGCGACCAUGAGAACAUCGAACAUCCGGAGACCGCCACAAAAGAGGCGCUGAAGGCCACUGGUGGCUGGGAUCAAGAGGAAGGGCAAGAGGAAGUCUCACAAGGAUUCUGCGUAGAGUGCGAAGACCAACCGGCACAAGUUUUCUGUGAGACGUGCUCGGACAACUUCUGCGAAGUAUGCUUCGCGUCCCAGCACCGGAAGGGCACUCGCAAACGUCAUGCCAGCAAACCUCUGUCUGGACACCAAGAGAAGAAAGCGAAGGCCAAUGAUAAUGUUGCCGCGCCUGCCGAUGAACAAGGGGAGGACGGAGAAAAGAUGCAUGUGGACGAGCCUGCCGCCGAGGACUCAGAUGAUGAGUUAGAGCGUGCUGCGGCAGAGGCGGUGUCCUCUAAGACGGAUAUCGUGCUCUCAUCGCAACCUACUCCCGGUUCGUCGGUCGGGGAGUGGUUCGUGGAGCGCUCAAAAUACAUCCCCAUGCGUCUGACUCUCUCGGAGCGGAAAUUCCUCCGACUUCUCGAGGCGGCUCUCAACGUGUCUGAGUACACAGACAAGAUCGACACAAUAGGCUUCGGUCUAUCGAAGGCGAAGCGGAUCGUGCACCAGAUUCGCGAGCUCUGCGCCAUCCUGUCCGGUCUCGUGCUGUCCGCCGACUACAAGCAAGGCCAGGAGCUCUUCCAGGACCGUGACUUCCAGUCCAAUGAGGAGUUUUACCAGGACAUCUUUGAGAUUGGACGACGACACAAGAUUAUGAAUCCGGAUAAGAUGCGGUCAACAUACGGCAAGCUAAUCUAUAUCCUUCAGGACAGUCAAACACCUGAAGUCAAGGAUCUCCUCAACUUUUCCUGUGUGAAGCCGAUCUACACGGUGUACAACGUACUCGAGAAGCACGACGCGGUCGACCUGCUUCGAGAUGACCUCAUCUCGGUCGCUACCAAGGAAAUCUACUCCGAAGACCGUUCCCGACGCGAAAUCCAGCGUGACAUCAAAAGCAAAGAACGUGCCAUCGAGACGCUUGCGGGCAAGUACGCACGCCCCGGUCUCCCGCAGGAGCAGAUCCGCCAGUGCAUCUACAGCAUCGGGGAUAACCAUGCGUUCCUCCGCACCAACCGCGACCCAUGCGACCGCAUGAUUGCAUACCUCAAGCAGUACUUCCAUCCGAACGAUCCCAAAGACCCUAAGAGCAGUCUCGCGAUCAAGUCCGGCAAGGGCGGCGCCCGGCUCACGCACGACCACCAGAAGCAGUACGCGUACGUCCUUCAGAGUCUUACGCUAUGGCGUGAGAUCCUGCAUGACAUGUUCCACUUAUGGACCCUGGCCGAGCAGGACCUCCUUAACGAGAACGUCCCCUACCGCCUGCGUGAUACUGGUCAGGGCUUGAACCGAGUACAAGCGGCACCGAAGACGUCGCGUAUGAUGCACGCUAUCCUUAACCGUGCUCAGCGUAGCAUAGGCUCCUGGGUCGGGUCCUCGGUCAUUCACAUGGGCGACCACAACGUCCCGAAUGCCCUCAUGUUCAUCGACAAGUAUUCCCAGGUGUACCGCAUCCUACUCCCGAUAUGCAACACGCUCUCCCAGAUCCCAAAAAUCGCCGAGAACCCAGCGCUUCGGUCUUACAUCGACGACGAAUGGGGAUCACCCGAAGGCCUGGCCCGCGAGAUACUGGCAGAUUUCUUCCGCCAUGGGUUCGAUGGCUCGGGGGCCGGCAACUACUUCGAUGCAGGAUCGUGUAUUGACGGACGGCUGACGAGCGCAUGGAACUGGUGUUCAACGCUCGAGAAGAAGCGAUUCUUCCCUGUCUUCCUUCUGACCGGUUUCAUUGGCUUUGAUGGAGACUGGUGA
Messenger RNA from Dichomitus squalens LYAD-421 SS1, 1920 nucleotides. RefSeq lists its product as uncharacterized. The record is from RefSeq and is a predicted model, not a curated record. Gene Ontology annotation, molecular function: zinc ion binding. The transcript is spliced from 8 exons. Bases 1 to 1920 code for a protein of 639 amino acids. Lineage: Eukaryota; Fungi; Basidiomycota; Agaricomycetes; Polyporales; Polyporaceae.